AAGAAAGAGGCAAAGAGCCAUGCCGCGUAAAUAACAAAACCCGGCGUAAACAACAGAACCCUAAAACGAAUCUAUUGUUCGGACGAUAGGAAUCGCAGCAGCAGCAGCAGCAGCAGCAGCAGCUCUUCGUCCAGGGCUUUUAAUCUCGUAGCAAAGAUGCAGAAUGAUGAGGGGCAAAACAUGGACCUUUACAUCCCCAGGAAAUGUUCUGCCACAAAUAGGCUAAUCAUAGCGAAGGACCACGCGUCUGUGCAGAUUAAUGUUGGACAUUUGGAUGCGAAUGGUAUCUACACUGGCCAAUUUACCACUCUAGCGCUCUGUGGUUACAUCCGGGCUCAGGGAGAUGCCGACAGUGCACUUGAUCGUAUCUGGCAGAAGAAGAAAGCUGAACUUCGUCAGUAGAGAAGCUGGGAGAUGAGGGGCCCUAUAGUUGGCGCUUUGCUGAUUGAGAGAAUUUUCUUGCUUAUUAGUAGUUGCUCGGGUCUGAUGUAAUCGCUUUUGUGCCUUUCCUUUAUCUGUUUUAGUGACAUUUUACACCUAUUAUGCACCUCUGUAAGACAUUACACUUUGCUCAUGUUUGAUUAUAAACUUCUUCAUCAGACAAAGUAAUGAACGGUGCCAAAAUUGAACUAAUUAGUGUCACAAUAAAUUUAGUUGUUUAAA
Molecule: messenger RNA, 663 nt
Organism: Rhododendron vialii
Lineage: Eukaryota; Viridiplantae; Streptophyta; Magnoliopsida; Ericales; Ericaceae
Product: small ribosomal subunit protein eS21y
Exons: 4
Coding region: 157-402 (81 amino acids)
Biological process (GO): translation; endonucleolytic cleavage in ITS1 to separate SSU-rRNA from 5.8S rRNA and LSU-rRNA from tricistronic rRNA transcript (SSU-rRNA, 5.8S rRNA, LSU-rRNA); endonucleolytic cleavage to generate mature 3'-end of SSU-rRNA from (SSU-rRNA, 5.8S rRNA, LSU-rRNA)
Cellular component (GO): ribosome; cytosolic small ribosomal subunit
Molecular function (GO): structural constituent of ribosome
Source: RefSeq, a predicted model, not a curated record